AUGGCACCCAUUCUCCGUGCUGCGGCCUGCCAUGUCGCUCCAAUCUUCUUGUCAGCCAAAGAAACAACCCAGAAAUGCGUGUCUUUGAUCGAAGAAGCCGCAAAGAACAAAGCCCAUCUGGUCAUCUUCCCAGAAGUGUUCAUCCCGGGAUAUCCAUUCUGGAGCUGCAUGGUAGCCCCCGGCGAAGCCCAUGAAUUCUUCAAACGCAUGGUCCGCGAAUCAGUCUACGUGGACGGCGAAGAAGUCAACGCGAUCCGCCGAGCAGCCCGAGAAAACCACAUCACGGUGUGCGUCGGAAUAUCCGAGAAGACGCGGUACAGCAGUGCCAAUCUAUACAACAGCAACCUCAUGAUCAGUCCAGCAGGCGAGGUCCUGGUCCACCAUCGCAAACUGGUUCCUACUUUCUAUGAGAAACUUACCUGGGCGCCAGGUGAUGGCCACGGACUCGAGGUCAUUGACCUCCCAGUUGAGUCCUCGGGUAUGGCUAGGGUUGGUAUGCUCCUUUGUGGUGAGAAUACAAACCCACUAGCCCGGUACAGCAUGAUGGCGCAAGGUGAACAAGUCCAUAUUUCAACCUGGCCGGCGAAAGCACCCAUGCAUAGCAUCCGCGACAACACCGAAUACAGUGGAGGAAAGCCCAAGCCCAGGUAUGGGAACGUGGCAGCCAAUCGCACCCGCGCUGCGGCGCAUUGUUUCGAAGGGAAGUGUUUUGGGAUUAUCAAUGCUGCUGUAGCCGAUGAACAUACCUUGCAGACAAUUCUAGAAAUUGCGCCUGAAGAAGUGAAAGAUGUAAUUCGGUCUACCAUGGAAGGAUCAAUGCAAGCCGAAACGAGGUUUUUGGAUACCACUGGGGGUCCUUUGGUUGGAUUUGUGAUUAAUGCGGAAACUGGGGAAAGGGAAGAAAAGGAGAAUUUGCAGCUUGAAGAAGGGGUAUUAUAUGCUGAUUUGGAUAUGGAUGCUACUGUCGAAGGUAAACAGUUUCAAGAUGUUGUUGGCGGGUAUCAGCGCUUUGAUGUGUUUCAGAUCAACGUGGAUCGGACGAGACGGACGCCAGUGACGUUCUCUGAUAUUUUGGAGGAGCAGAACGUGCAGUAG
Molecule: messenger RNA, 1095 nt
Organism: Penicillium canescens
Lineage: Eukaryota; Fungi; Ascomycota; Eurotiomycetes; Eurotiales; Aspergillaceae
Product: carbon-nitrogen hydrolase family protein
Exons: 1
Coding region: 1-1095 (364 amino acids)
Molecular function (GO): catalytic activity
Source: RefSeq, a predicted model, not a curated record